This is a messenger RNA of Condylostylus longicornis, 2932 nucleotides long. It is a transcript of the gene Ythdf, whose product is annotated as YTH domain-containing family protein. The record is from RefSeq and is a predicted model, not a curated record. Gene Ontology annotation, molecular function: N6-methyladenosine-containing RNA reader activity; mRNA binding. Gene Ontology annotation, biological process: mRNA destabilization. NCBI's taxonomy places the organism in Eukaryota, Metazoa, Arthropoda, Insecta, Diptera, Dolichopodidae. Bases 285 to 2612 code for a protein of 775 amino acids. The transcript is spliced from 10 exons. Gene Ontology annotation, cellular component: cytoplasm.
GACUUUCUUGCAGAAUGUUUAUAGGGUUCCGCCAUUGCGUGAAAUACGUAUGUUUCUGCUAAUUUCUUUUUUCGGAAAGUGAAAUCGAGUAGCGAAAAUUUUAAAAUUUGUCUCAAAAUAUAAAUCUAUAAAAAUAAAUUAAGAAUUUCAUAGAAAAAUUAGUGCUUCAAUUGGAUUUUUGAAUAUAGGUUCACCCGCUAAGUCCUAAAACAAUUUUUUUCAUUGUCAGAAUUCAGACUGUUCUAAAUACAUUUAUUUUAACUUUAAAGUUAAAGCUUCCGCCAAUGUCAGCAGGCCUGUCAGAGCAGCGAUUAAAGGGGCAAGCGAAUCAAGGUAAAAAUGUAGAAGAGCGUUCCAUUCCUUGGAGUCAGCAAGUAGAUGAAGCUUUCUUUGAUGUUUCAUCACCGAACGAAGCGAACUUACAAGGAACAGUAGCUGCUGGAACACAAUUUCAAUACCCUCCUUUCAAUUCAAAAGAAACUCACUCAGCAAUAGAGAACUGCCAAGGAGAAAACACUCGGCGAAAUAGUCAACAAGCUGAAGCUAAUCAAUCAUCUCUUAAUUUCUAUCCGAGAAAAUACGAAAAUGAUAAUUCUGUUAGUUCAAAGCAUCAUAUAAGUGGUAAUCACAAUUUUAAUAAAAGGACGAGUAAUCAUGAUGAUACAUAUAGAUCUGUAAAAAAUAAUGUUGCUCAUCGUACAAAUAUCGACACAUCUAAAGUGACCAUACAGAGAGGAUUACAAACUUUGUCUCUUGAUAAUGUCGACAAAACUAACAAGAACAAUACAAGAACAAGUGAAAAUCAAUCUAACAAUAGCAAAAAUAAUAAGGUUAAUGCAUCAGAACAUCAAAUUACGAUAGCUGCCAAACAGAUGACAUGGGCUUCAAUCGCUUCACAACCAGCAAAACCAACAUUACGGUCCAAUUUGGCUUCGUCGGCACUUAAAAAAAAAGGACCGGGUAUGCCACCUCCACCAAUGGUACCAGGAAAACAUAACAUGGAUAUAAAUACAUGGGACACUCCGAAAAAUGGACCAACUUUAGUUCCACCGCCGUUACCUCCAGUCAUUCCAGUUCCCAUUUUGGAGCAGUCAAUAUUUAAUCAAAACAAAGUAAAUUCGACUGAAGAAAAAGCUGGGUCUGGAAAUAACCGCGAAAAUGAAAUGCAAAAACAAAAAAGUGAACAAGAAAAUUUUGAACCGGAAAACCCAAAUUCAAAUAAUAAUUGGACUGCCACAUGCCAAUUGCAAAAUAAGUUGCCUGAACGUAACAAUCACCAACACUCAAGCACAAAAACUAUUUCUAAUGAAAGCAAUGUUAGACCACCUUGGGUACCACAAUAUCAACAGCAACAGCAUCAUUCACAUCACAGUAGUCAAAAUCAGUCUUCGUCAUAUUAUCAAACAAAUUCACGAAAUUUUAACACAACGCAUCAAAUCAGAGGACUAGACUCUGGAAAUGCACAUUAUAACCGCCAUGAUGCAUCUGCAAGUAAUUAUCAGAUUUCAAAUAGUUCGCAAGUGGAACCACACAAUACAAGUUCGCCUACCCCAAGUAAUACAUCUUCAAUCGCCAUGGAUGUGCAUCAAGAACAUCGUCAAAAUAAUUAUAAUCCACGCGAGCUUGAUAUUAAAAAAGCCAAUUUAGCGCGAUUUUUUGUCAUAAAAUCAUACUCAGAAGAUGAUAUUUAUCGCAGCAUUAAAUACGAAAUUUGGUGCUCUACUGAUCAUGGAAAUCGCCGUUUGGAUGAUGCUUUUCAAGAACGACAACGUGAACGAGGUUUUCUUUAUUUAUUAUUUUCCGUUAACGGUUCUGGCCAUUUUUGUGGCAUAGCGCAAAUGAUGACUCCUGUCGAUUAUAAUUCCGUAUCAAACGUAUGGUCCCAAAAAAAAUGGAAAGGCACAUUCAAAGUGAAGUGGUUGUAUGUCAAAGAUGUGCCAAAUCAGCUAUUUAAGUGGAUAACAAUAGAAACGAACGAAAACAAACCAGUUACAAAUUCUAGAGACACGCAAGAAGUUCCAAAUGAUAAGGGCAUCUUAGUAAUGAAAAUUAUUCACGAAUACAAACACACGACCUCAUUAUUUGAUGACUUCUGGCACUAUAGAAAAAGGCAAGAAGAAGAAAAAGUUGUAAAAAAACACGAAAUACCUACGAACGUCAGUGGAGCAAGCGGAAAUCGUUCACAGCAUCGUUCAGGUGGAGGAGAUUUCAAUCGUGGCGAGACUUAUGAUAAUAAAAAUAGUUAUCAUCGUGAAAGGAGAAACUAUAAUCGUGGAGGUUAUCAAAAUAACUACGAAAACCGUCGUGGUAUUGAUAAUUGUAGAAACAACCAAGAUAAUUGUACUUCUCUUACUAAUAAUAACAGAGACAACGUUGGAGAUGCUUAUAGAAACAGUGGUUUUCGCAACAAUUACAGGAGAGAUGAUCGUAAUGACGAGAAUAGUUUAAAUUGUGUUGAUAAUCGUGGAAUGCAGGUAAAUUUUCCACACCGUACUGAUAACCGAGGUUUAGGUGGCAGUUUUCGCGAAAGGGAUCGAGAUAGUUACAAAAGAAAAGGAGCAUGGAGAUCGACCCAAAGAAGCGUUGAAAUAAGCGAAAAAGCAGAAAACUAACUUUAUUUCUUCAAUUUCUUUGCUGGUACAUUUUUAGUAGAGAAGCCAUGUAAACCUUCUGAACCAAGAGACCUUUGCAAAAGAAUUUUCUAAUGCAUAGCUAACUUAAAAAUAUAUUUCAUUAAUUUAAUAUAAAAAAGAACAAACAACACAAAAGAAAUUAUUUUAUUCCAAAAAUUAUCAAGUUAAUUAUUAAAAUGGCAAAGUAUUUUCUUUCCUUAUGCAAUGUAAAAAAUCAAAACUUAAAUGGUACUAAAAAUAAAUAUUGUGUAUUUAAAAAAAAAUAUAUGGCAUUUCAGCCAGCCAUAAUGUUCCAAUCA